This is a messenger RNA of Stegostoma tigrinum, 7364 nucleotides long. RefSeq names its product roundabout, axon guidance receptor, homolog 3 (Drosophila) (gene robo3). The record is from RefSeq and is a predicted model, not a curated record. The coding region runs from base 662 to 4891 and encodes 1409 amino acids. Lineage: Eukaryota; Metazoa; Chordata; Chondrichthyes; Orectolobiformes; Stegostomatidae. Gene Ontology annotation, molecular function: protein binding. Gene Ontology annotation, cellular component: plasma membrane; axon. Gene Ontology annotation, biological process: cell-cell adhesion; axon guidance. The transcript has 28 exons.
UCAGUAUUACAUCGAGAAGGUCCAGUUUUUUUUUUCGCUUGUACCCCCCCAGCGACUUUGCUCUGACGCUCACGGCGUAAACAUCGAUUGAGCUGACCCAUCGGCUGCAAUCGCCUCUUACUUUGUUGUCCCCAAGAUUGCAGUUCUCUUUAUCCGCUUCUCGGUUUCACUGAACUGCCUGAUCCCAGCGGCUACGGGGACAGUGUUUGGGGAGGGGCAAUUAUUUCAUAGAGGGGGCUUCUUGAGAGUGAGAUCCAGAAGGUGCUGAGUUCUGGGAGGCGGUCUGUAGUGUGUGACGGUUUCAGCUGGGAAGUUGAACAAGUUAACAGGAGACAACUGUGUGUGUGUGAGAGAGAGAGACAGAAUGAAUGAAUGAAUGAGUGAGUGAAAGCCGCCUGGACACAUUGAGACAGGACGACCGGGAGCUCUCUCUGACUUCAGGGGAGUCCAUGUGUGGCGACGAGACCCGGAGAGGUUAUUGUGGUCCGUCUCAGCUGGAGUUGGAGUGAAUUUCACCAAAUCACAAAGGUUUCGAGUCCUGGAUUCGCCGCUUUCUUAACACUCCCGCUGUUGGAUUGGACGGGAAAUCUUACUGCAGUUUUGUUUAAAAAAAUAUUGGUACUGUAUCGAUCCAGGACGGGAAGUUAGAGGAGAAUCUACAAUGCUGAGCCUGCUGGGGACACUACAUUUUCUCUUGCUGCUUCUCAUCGCCUGGACUACGGGUUCUAGGCUCCGUCUGGAAGACUCUGCACCCCGGGUCAUUGAGCACCCUUCGGACCUGAUUGUGUCGAAAGGGGAGCCAGCCACACUAAACUGCAAAGCAGAAGGACGGCCCACCCCCAUCAUUGAAUGGUACAAGGAUGGAGAGCGAGUGGAGACGGACAAGGAUGACCCUCGCUCCCAUCGCAUGCUACUCCCCAGUGGAUCACUCUUCUUCCUGCGCAUUGUGCAUGGCCGGAGGAGCAAGCCGGAUGAAGGCGUCUACGUAUGUCUGGCUAGGAAUUACCUCGGGGAGGCGGUCAGUCGAAACGCAUCGCUGGAAGUUGCGAUCCUGCGGGAUGAUUUCCGUCAAACACCCAGUGAUGUUGUGGUGGCAGCUGGAGAGCCCGCUGUGAUGGAGUGCCUUCCACCCAGAGGGCAUCCAGAACCAACUAUCUCCUGGAAGAAAAACAACAUCCUCAUUAACGACAAGGAUGAGCGGAUCACGAUCCGUGGAGGAAAGCUGAUGAUCUCAAACACAAGGAAGACUGAUGCUGGUAUGUACGUCUGUGUGGCAACCAACAUGGUGGGCGAAAGGGACAGUGAGCCUGCAGAUUUGGUCGUAUUUGAGCGGCCCACCUUCAUCAAGCGUCCAAUAAAUCAAGUGGUCCUGGCAGAUGACACGGUGGAUUUUCACUGCGAGGUGCAUGGGGACCCGGUUCCAACAACGCGUUGGCGCAAGGAAGAGGGAGAGCUGCCACGUGGAAGGUUUGAGAUUCAGGCUGACAACAGCCUACGGCUGGCACGGGUUGACAGUGAGGAUGAAGGAACAUACACCUGUAUUGCAGAAAACAGUGUGGGUAAAGUUGAGUUCUCAGGCACUCUGACUGUACACGUGCCACCACAGAUCGUUGUGAGACCUCGAGAUCAGAUUGUAGCUCAGGGCCGCACCGUGACCUUCCUCUGUGAGACGAAGGGGAACCCUCCUCCCGCUGUCUUUUGGCAAAAAGAGGGAAGCCAGAUCCUGCUUUUUCCCAGCCAGCCUCAACCUUUGGGGCGUUUUUCUGUCUCUCCGAAAGGCGAACUGACAAUUACCGAUGUGCAGUCGGGUGAUUCUGGAUAUUACAUGUGUCAGGCAAUCAGCGUUGCUGGCAGCAUCUUAUCCAAGGCCCUCCUGGAAGUAGAAGACGUCUCUUCAGAUUGGAUACCACCCAUCAUCCGCCAGGGCCCCUCUAACCAGACAUUCGCCGUUGACUCCACAGCACAGCUUCAGUGUCAUGUGAUUGGGAACCCUCUUCCCAGUGUUCACUGGCUAAAAGAUGGGCAGAGGAUCCUGGGUAAUGACCCUCGUAUUAGUAUGCUGGAUAACGGGACCCUCCAAAUAACUAAUGUACAGGUAACCGAUUCUGGCAUGUACAUUUGUGUCGCCACGGGAUCAAGUGGGGAGACCACAUGGAGCGGAUACCUGGAAGUGCAAGAAAGCGGCAGCCCAACACGCACCCUGUCAGCAGAACCGGACCUACUGCCUGGCCCUCCAUCUAAACCACUGAUCACAGACGUCACCCGUAAUAGUGUCACCUUGUCAUGGCAACCAAGCCAGCACUUUGGAGGCUCGCCAGUCACGUCGUAUAUCAUCGAAGCGUUCAGUCAAUCUGCAGGAAGCACAUGGCAGACAGUGGCCGAGUAUGUGAAAGGAGAAAAACACACAGUGACUGGUCUGAAUCUCAACACUAUCUACCUGUUCAUUGUACGUGCAGUCAACAUGUACGGACUGGGAGAUCCGAGCCCCAUCUCUGAACCUGUCCGAACACAAGAUGUAAGUCCCACGGGACAGGGGGUGGACCAUCGGCAAGUACAACGUGAGCUCGGGGAGGUGGGAUUGCAGCUGCAGCCUCCUGUCACCUUGACAUCCACAACCAUCCAGGUCACCUGGACAGUUGAUCGCCAGGCUCAGUUUAUUCAGGGUUACCGUGUAAUGUACCGAACCAAGACUAGCACCUGGCUUGUCCAGGAUGUGAAAUCUCCAGCCGAGCGCACAACCAUUCUUGUUGACUUGAAGAAAGGCACCGAGUAUGAAAUUAAGAUCCGCCCAUAUUUCGAUGAGUUCCAAGGAAUGGACAGUGAAUCUGUCACGAUACGGACGCCAGAAGAAGCCCCCGCUGCUGCACCACAAGCUGUUACCGUGGCGACAAUUGGCUUGAGCAAUAGCACCAGUAUCAGUGUGUCCUGGGAGCCCCCCCCUGCUGAGGAGCAGAAUGGAAUCAUCCAGGAGUACAGGAUUUGGUGUCUGGGAAAUGAUACCCGUUUCCACGUCAACAAGUCGAUUGAUGGGACUGUCCAUUCAACAGUGGUGCGGGGGUUGAUAGCUGGCGUCUUGUACCGUGUGGAAGUAGCAGCGGCUACCAGUGCUGGAGUUGGCGUACGAAGUCAACCUGCGACUGUCCUUAUCAGUCUACCUUCAGACCAGGAACCAGUGCCCGUUGAGGACAAUGAGAAUGUCAGCCUGGCAGAGCAGAUCACAGAUGUGGUGAAACGGCCAGCAUUCAUCGCUGGCAUUGGGGGAGCAUGCUGGGUAAUCCUGAUGGGCUUCAGUGUGUGGCUGUACUGCCGCAGAAAGAAAAGGAAAGAGCUCAGUCAUUUCACUGCUUCCUUUGCAUACACGCCAGCAGUAGCUUUUCCACACGCAGAGACCGCGGGCAUUGCAAGCAGCAGGCCAGGAAUGCUGAACGCAAACGUCACCAACUACCCCUGGCUGGCAGACUCGUGGCCAGCUUCCAACCUGAUGCGGAAUGGGAAUGGAAAGGAACCCACUGCCAGCUCCUGUGUGGCAAAACAUGAAGCUACAGAGCGAUUCUACAAUGAUGCUGGCAUUUCCAAUUAUAUUGCCCAGACGGAAAAAUUUGGAACAAUGGUCUCGGAUGGCCCCAUCUACAGCACUAUUGACUCUGCCAGCGAUGAGAUGCGCACAUUCAAUGGGGCCUUCCCACCUCAGCAGACCACACUUUAUGCCAGCACACCUGUGGUGCCACUUGGAGUUCAGAACCAAUACACAGCGGACUCUGUCAACGGGCACUGGGGCCUACAACCUGGACCCUCCAAUGCCCAGUACUCACAGCCUGAACGUGGGAAGUCAGAAGCUGGUGGGAAAUCUGGGAAGCAGAAAUUAAAUGCCAAGCCAGUGAAAGCUCCACCCAUGAACUGGACAGAUUUACUCCCACCGCCUCCACCCAGUGUUGACAUUGAUUCAUAUGAGGAUGAAGAGGAAUUGGACCCUAGCAUUGAUGAGUGGUGCCCCCCGCUCCCUGAAAGGACCUAUUUAGUGGAUGGCUGCCAUGAUGAUGAAGGCCCACCCCCCCCACCUCGUGGAGAGGCAUCAUCUCCAGCUACUUCGUACGGACAGCAAUCCACCGCAACAUUAACACCCUCACCUCGGGAAGAGGCACGUUCAACUGGCCACAGUGUCACUGAGGAUAUCCCAAGGCUGCAUCAGUUUGAGAUACCACAUUUACCCCGGCGACUCCCAGUUGGACCAGUGCCUCUGCCUAGACCUCCAACCCCUCCACCAUCACAGAACAGCCAAAACAUGAAUGGUUCUGAAGACACUAUUGUAGAAUCUGCUGCUCCCCAUCGGCAUGGACACAGACGCAAUCUGAGCCAGACACCAGUAAUAAGCAAUGAAAAUGUCAGUGUACCUGGAACAGGAAAGACGAGACACACUCCAGGGAUGGGGAAUAGCAGCAUGAACACUCCACCCAGCCAGAAAGCUCGGUCCAAAAAGAAAGCCAAGCCGAAUCAGUAUCGCCGUGAUCUCUCUCAGGGGGACCUGCCACCACCACCUGAACCUCCCCCAGCUGAUGGACUUGUAGAGACACCUUACCUACAGCCCACUGGACUGGAGAGCAGCCUGACCUCACUGGACCACGAUGGCAGUGCCUCAUCCACAGAGAGGAGGCCAUCAGCCGACCAGCGAACAGAGAGCGCACAUUCUCACAACAGAGCAGCUUCGACACGGCACAAACAUGAGGAUGACUUGAUACCAUACAACAAACCUACCUUCCUGCAACGGGGUCAAAUGUCGAGUAAUUGCUCCACAACAGGAAGUUCAUCAUCCAGAGGUUCAACAGGGUCACGGGGUCAAGUAGCAGGACGAGGCAGGGGAGCUGGUGUAGACCGUAGUGAGGAGAGGAGAUGAACGGAAGACAGGAAUGUGGAGAAGAACCAGGUGGUAGGUGAGGCAUCUGACAGAGGCACCGCUCACUCUCUUCUCACUCAGCUUUGUACAGAAUGAUUUGCCUUGUAUGAAAAGAUUAAAAUUUCAAAAAAAUUGAGAAAGAAAAGUUUUACGUUUAAUUUAUGACAUGUCGCUGGACAUCAGGAAAAUCCAUGUUAACUUUGUAAAUAAUUGGGAAUAAUUUUGUUUUUGUUUGUUUCUAAGCAUUUCCUGGCCUUCUGGUGAACGUAUUUAUAAAUGAUAAAAAAAGUUGGAUAUUAUAAAGGUUAUUGUCUGAAUGUGCCAAUCUUUUUCAAUAGCAAGUAUGCGUCUAACAGACUGAACUAAAUAUAUAUAUAUUUGCACUCUGUAAAACAAGCACAACGCAUUCUGGAUUUGCCCAUCAGAUCCCCUAGGCCGCAGGGCAGCCAUCUUGGAAAAUACUACUGCGCUUCCUCUAAUUGGACAGAGCAACCGCUGCCUGUAUGUCAUAUGAAUGUUACUGUCUGUGCGCCAAGAUGAUGUUUCGAUAACGGACUGCAAUGCUAAAGUGAAUAUGCGUUGGUACAAGCUGUUAGUUAGUGCCCACUCGGUGAGAAACGUUCUGUUUUGAAGAGAAGGCAUGAUGGAAGGGUGGCUGCUGGUAUAAAGUUUUAAUGAGAUUGAAUGUAGCCUGAUAUUUUGUUGUAUUAAAAACAUUUCAUACAAAUGUUCAUUAGAUAAAAUAUGAGUGGUUAUUUAUCUAGAGAUAUAUAGAUACAUGUAUGGUUUGAUGCUCAUGGAAGGAAACUACCUGAAAAUCUGAAAAGUUCGAGAUGUGAUUCAAGCGGACGUUUUGUCCGUUUUAAGUUGGAUUUUCUCACAUCUCAAAAUGAGAGGUGGCGUUGGCAAAAUUACAGAGGUAGGUUUUGCAGUUUGAUUCUCCUAUUGCUAUCAGGCACUAUGGUAAAGGCUGCCAUUUUGUGGUCAACUUGAUGGUCUCCCCUCUAGUGAACAGAAACUUGGCUGGGUUGUGGAAUGGUUCCCUGCCUAAAGCUUUCAAUCUGUGCUUCAGUGCAAGGAUCUCUGUGCUCCGAGUUGUUUCUAAGUAUUGCUUAAAAUUAUUUAAGCCCUUACCACCAGCAAGUUUUUAUACUUCUCUGAUUUGGUUCCUGUCCUCUAUCUGGGUGUUCUGUUUUUCUGAUUCUUUAUUAACAAUGACCGGCCAUGUAUCAAAUAAAUGUGCACUCAUUUUAAGAAAGAACAGGACUGGAAUAAUAGGAAACCCUUCAUGUUUCCCACCAUGUUGCAGCUAGUUAGUGGACUUUCCAGGGUUAAACUGAGUAAGACGGAACUGAGAUUGCUGCUCUGUCCUGUGUAGGCUAAUUAGAGAUUGGAUGCUGAUGAUAGCUCAACAGUUGACCCCAUCAUUCUGAGAAGGGCGAGAUGUGUGAAUUCAAAGCAAGACAGAAUAGGGUUUAGCUUAGUAUGAUACCUCCUACUAUUUAAGAUGCUUGUGAAAAAAUGUUCCAAUGCAUUCGAGGCUUCAGGCAAAGAAGGAAUUUAAGGAAAUCAAAGCGCUGGCUGGGCUUUUGAAUCACAUAUCUCAGGAAAGCUGCAAAGUUUAAAAUAUCCUUCACUUUUAGCCAUAAAAAUUUACAUAUUGGAAAGCCCAAAAUUUGAGCAAGGAGCCAUAUUUACAGUAGGACUAUAAUAUUGUAGUCCAGUCUCCAAUUGUUCUUUACAAGCAAGGAUUGCAUUAUGGAAAUAUAGAAUCAUACAGCUCUCAAACGUAAGACAAAUAAAAAUGCCCCUGAUAUAGAAGGCAACAGUUUUAACAGACAUUAUUCCACUGCUGUUAGCGCUUCUGUAUUGUGCCUGUUUUACCUGGUCUCCCGAAGAGAAGGAAGCAGGAAUCCCAUAGUGUACAUAGGUGUCCGGUUGUAAUUCUGAUAUAGUUCCAGAGUACCGAUAAGCAUGCAUGUAUCUCAUGAGCUCCGAAUUGUCUUUAAUCCAACACAACUAUGUACAAUAGGAAGUGGCUGUGUAAGAUUUUUUUGUAGGGGCAGGAUUACGUUAUUUGUGGUGGUAUGUGGGUCAUGUGGCAAGCAGAGGGAAUAAUGACACUCAGACCAGAGGUGCUUUGCAAACACAAGGUGGUGUUGUCUCGAAGCUUUGGUUAUAGGACACCAACAACCAGUGUGUUUGCUGAUUUACAGAGGUAAAGCAAAGUGAAUAAGCUCGAGAAAUGACAUUUUGUAGAACUAUGCGCCUUACAGAGUUAUAAAUAAGAAAGCCCGAAAAUCUAACAGUAGGAUUGGUCAAUACACAAGGAUUUUGUGAACAAUCACACUCCCUCUCAAACAGCUGAAAGCAUUCUAGUGUUUUGUUAUUCAUUGCCAGUGUAAAGUCAAAUUGUACCAAAAAUGUUAUUGUUAGACCUGACCAAAAAUAUUCUGGUUUUCUCUAACCUGAA